AAUUGCACUCUAAGCAAAGCAGAAACUAACUAUGCCCAAAUCGAACGUGAGGCAUCGGGAAUCAUUUUCGGAAUUCAGAAGUUUCAUCAGUACCUGAAGGCAAUGGGAUACACCGCAUCACUUCAGCACCUUAUCGUCCAUCCACCAAUGGAUUAGCUGAAAGAUUUGUGCAGACAAUGAAACAAGCUUUGAAAUCACCAAGGGGACAAUUAUCCAUUCAAAAGCAUCUGGACACCUUCUUAUUAUCCUACAGAAACACACCUCAUGCUACGACCAAGGCAUCCCCGGCCUUUCUAAUGAUGGGACGACAGCUGCACACUUGCUUUGAUCUGCUGAAACCUUCUGAACCCCGAGAAAUUGUGCAACGUCAGCAGCAAGAUCAAGUCAUCAGGCGUGCACCCAUAGCAAAAGACCGAACCUUUAGCCCUGGACAGCCGGUUUUGGCUCGUAAUUAUACUUCUGGAGCUAAAUGGGUCCCUGCCACUGUCAUUACUCAAAUGGGACCUGUUUCCUACACAAUCCAGACUGCAGAGGAUCUCACUUGGCAGCGACAUGUAGAUCAGCUGCUGCCAGGUCAUACCAGUCCUCAGGACACAUCUUCAGUUGAGUUGCCUGACUUCACCACUUCCAGCAAGACACCGAAUCAAGUCACCUGUUCCUGACUUUUCCCCUCCAUU
This is a messenger RNA of Mauremys reevesii (Reeves's turtle), 677 nucleotides long. RefSeq lists its product as uncharacterized. The record is from RefSeq and is a predicted model, not a curated record. The transcript is spliced from 2 exons. The coding region runs from base 177 to 662 and encodes 161 amino acids. Gene Ontology annotation, molecular function: nucleic acid binding. NCBI's taxonomy places the organism in Eukaryota, Metazoa, Chordata, Testudines, Geoemydidae.